Silurus meridionalis is the source of this 6148-nucleotide messenger RNA. It is a transcript of the gene kmt2e, whose product is annotated as lysine (K)-specific methyltransferase 2E. NCBI's taxonomy places the organism in Eukaryota, Metazoa, Chordata, Actinopteri, Siluriformes, Siluridae. The record is from RefSeq and is a predicted model, not a curated record. Bases 396 to 4946 code for a protein of 1516 amino acids. The transcript has 24 exons. Gene Ontology annotation, molecular function: protein binding.
GGGCGGGGUUACGGCGGUUCUGCCAAGGCCGCCAUUUUUUGCACAGGAUUGAAGGGAUCCGGGGAGAAAAAAAAAUAAGGGGGUCAAAAACUGACCUAAAACUAUAUAUUGAGUUUAAAAAAGCGUCCGGGUUCACGAGUUCAACUCGCACACGAGCCGAAAAGGCGAGCAGUGUCAGUUUCGGGCGCUUGAAACCAUCUUUUCUUCAACACAUCCGCAGUGGAGAGUAUUGUUUUGGUCCUGGUCUCCAUUCAAGGCUCUCACAGUGGACAUUGAUACAGGUGGUGUGGAUGCAUUUAGAUGUUUGCCAUGCGUGCAGUGGUUGGUAUGUGUCAGUGUUUGGGAUCGCUCGGCUCUGCUCUCAGUAGGACUCCACACUCGCAGCACAGAGCGUCAUGAGCUUAGUCAUCCCAGUGGGGGUGGACAACAUGGCUGCCGGCUCAGAACCUGAAUCUGUGGAGGCCAGCCCUGUAGUAGUGGAGAAGUCCAGCUAUCCUCAUCAGAUCUACAGUAGCUCUCACCACUCGCACAGCUACAUCGGCCUGCCUUACGCUGAUCAUAACUAUGGGGCAAGGCCGCCCCCGACGCCCCCCGCGUCCCCCCCGCCGUCGGUGCUGAUGCGAGCGGGUGAGGGUGUGUUGGGGCAGGAUGAGGCGUCCCGGGGCACCACGCUGAGCACAUCGGAGGACGGCAGCUACGGCGCAGACAUCACGCGCUGCAUCUGCGGCUUCACCCACGACGACGGCUACAUGAUCUGCUGCGACAAGUGCAGUGUGUGGCAGCAUAUAGACUGUAUGGGUAUCGAUCGGCAGCACAUUCCCGAGACGUACCUCUGUGAACGCUGCCAGCCGCGUAGCCUCGACCGAGAGCGCGCCAUCCUGCUGCAGACCAGGAAGAGAGAGAACAUGUCUGAUGGAGACACGAGUGCUACAGAAAGCGGUGAUGAAGUUCCCCUGGAGCUCUACACCACGUUCCAGCACACGCCGAGCAGCAUCACGCUCACCACCGGCCGCCUCGGUAACAAGCAGAACGACAAGAAACGCAAGAAGAGCGGAGAGAAGGAGCCGACUCCGCCCACCCGCGCCAAGAAGGCGUUUAGAGAAGGGUCCAGGAAGUCCAACAGAGUAAAGGGGGCUCGGCUCGAGUGUGAGCCCAUGGACUCUCCGUCUUUGUGGGAGAGUAAAGUAAAAGCGUGGAUGGAGCGCUAUGAGGAGGCGAACACCAAUCAGUACAGCGAGGACGUGCGAGUGCUGCUACGUGUCAAAGAGGCCCGGGACGGCAAAGCCCUCGCCUACAACACACACCCCGCUGCCUUCAAACCACCUGUAGAGAGUCAGUUGCAGAAGAAUAUGCGUAUCCUGAAGGCAGUGAGGGACUUGGCAGCAGACUCUCUGCUGAUCGAGUACAGAGGGAAGUUCAUGCUCCGUCAGCAGUUCGAGGCUAACGGAUAUUUCUUUAAGAGGCCGUACCCCUUCGUACUGUUCUACUCGAAGUUUGACGGUUUGGAAAUGUGUGUGGAUGCGCGGAGCUUCGGAAACGAAGCAAGGUUUAUCCGGCGAUCCUGCACGCCCAACGCGGAGGUGCGUCAUGUGAUCGAAGAUGGAAUGCUGCACUUGUACAUCUACUCGCUACGGUCCAUACUUAAAGGCAGUGAGAUCACCAUCGGCUUCGACUACGACUACAGCAACUGUAAAUAUAAGGUGGACUGUGCGUGUGUAAGAGGGAAUCAGGAAUGUCCUGUUCUCAAACACAACCUGGAGCCCACGGAGAACCUGGGUUCUGCUACACGACGCAGAGGAAAGAAAGAUAAAGAGCCGCCGAUUCGGGAUGAACCUGGCCAGAACCAGAAUCUCACCCUGGACUGUGAUGGGUCCAAGAGCAAAACGAACAACGACAGCAAGCAGAGGAAGCUGUCACCUCUACGGGUGUCUAUCUCUAACAACCAGGAUCCUGAGUUAAUUGAGGAUCUAGAAGAGAAAACCUCCGUUAGCAAUGACGUAGAGAUGGAGACAGAGGAGCACAUGGCGGAGAGGAGGAGGAAGAUGACACGCGAGGAGAGGAAGAUGGAGGCCAUCCUGCAGGCGUUUGCUCGCAUGGAGAAGAGGGAGAAACGCAGGGAGCAAGCUCUGGAAAGGAUCGGCACCAAGGGCGAGGUGGGAACUCGGGGCGAAAUCAAAGAAGAGCCUCCCGCUACUCCGGAGCUCGAGUCUCCUGCAACACCUUUGUUGGAGCCAGUGAAAGAGGAAGUGGCUCAGAAGGCGGCGAAGGUCAGCCGUAACAAGCAGAGGAAAAGCUUCUCUCGGAACCGAACGCACAUCGGGCAGCAAAGACGGCGGACGCGCACGGCCAGCGCGUGCUCCGACCCACCGCCCGCGUCCCCCGGAGAGUCUCUCGACGCCCAGCUAAUGGUGGACACGCAGGACGGAGAGAUAGGGGCGGCACCAGAGAUCGAAGCUCCGCCUCCUCAAGUCCCAGACGACAAUGCCAGCCCACCUCACACCUCACCUGGACACAAGUUUCCCAAAACGAAAAAGCACUUAGUGACCGAGUGGCUGAGCGUGGAGAAGCAGGAGCAGCGCGUGUUAGUGCGCAGUCCCGAGCCUGUUCCUGAUCGGCCGCUGAGGAUCAGCACUGAUCCUGAGGUUUUAGCCACGCAGCUCAACUCUCUACCCGGGAUGGCCUGCAGUACGCACGUCUACAGCACUCCCAAGCACUACGUACGCUUUUCUUCUCCGUUCCUGGCCAGCCGGAGCCCCAGCACCCCUGCGGUGCCUGCAGCUCGCCGACGCUCGCGAGAACUCUCCGAUACUCCGCCUACCUCGGGUUCCUGCAAGAAGCGUUGGCUGAAGCAGGCUUUAGAGGAGGAAGGCAGUGUGAGUCCAGGCGGCCGAACCCUCCUGAUGCCUGCUGAAGGACCUCUGACCCCUCCAAUCAACGGAGACACUGACAGUCCCAUCUCGCUUAACGGCACCUGCCCAGAGUUGCCAACGCCACUGAAGAAAAGGCGUUUGUGUCCACUGGACUUGUGUGUGUCGGAGUCGUCCACGCCGUACGCCUCUCCGUGCGCUACACCGACACGGGCAGAAACCUCCGAUGCCCCGCUAACACCUCAGCUCCUGAACACGCCUCCAGAACCUUCCACACCCACACACACCUCCCAGAACCCAGCACACGCCACACAACAAGAGGGCGAGUCGACGGCGAUUGACAGUUCACCAGAGGCGAGUCGAAGACCAAGCAUGCAAGAGGUUGACCGUGCUCCGUCGCUCUUGGCCUCUCCAAUCAGGAAGCUUCCCGAAACUGCACCUCAGGAGUCUCAAAGUCCUGCCACCUCAUUACCUGAGGCACCUUUAGACGAAGGUACGGAAGGAGAAGGCGUGACUGAGGCUACGUCCAUGUCCUACCACACGUGGAUCAAGAGCCCCGAACGAGGCGGCCUUUCUUUCUCGCCGAUUAACUCCAACCUGAGGGACUUGACGCCGUCACAUACGCUCGACAUGGGCGCGUUUAGUGACGCUGCCUCCUAUUACCCCUGCGUAGAGGAGGGAGGCAGCACAGCCUUUGCUCGCUCGCUUGGCGGGGACGCCUCCGAGGGGGCAGGAACAGCCCAGAAUCCACCACAGAAGAAAAAGGUGUCUCUGUUGGAAUAUCGGAAGCGGCAGCGUGAAGCUCGGCGCAGUGGAGGCUCCAAGGUUGAGUGUAGCUCUCCACUUUCAACAGCGCCCCCAGUGGAUGUCUUCCCUGUCGCCGUUGAAACACCGCCCGAUCCCGCGGUCCCUGUGGUUACGUUAGGCUCCAGGACCCCGCAGACUAGCGAGGACCCGGACAGCUCCCAACAGGGAGAGAAAGAGGGCGGAGACGGACAGUGGGUGUCUUCAACCUCUGUGGAACAGGCUAGGGAGCGCGGAUACCACAGAGCCCUGCUGCUCAGUGACCACCGCAAAGACACAGAUGGAGGAGAGACAGACGGAGGUGAUGCCAUAACGAGGGACUGUCCAUCACCUAAGAGCUGCAAGAGUCCCUCAACACACACGUCUCCGUCUUCAGGCCCAAGCCCCGUGUCACGCCCAUCUAAAGAAGAAGACAGCGACCCUCAGUCCCGUCCCUCGCUACAGCCGUCCUCGUCUAAGCCAGCGCUUUCCAAACCCACCCCUCUGACCCCCGGCAAGCACCCCUCCCAGGGGCACUAUGCCGCUCCUUCCCUCACUAUCCCCUCCCCUAAAUCUCAGCCUCAGCUGCAGGGUUCGCCCUAUCGUGGCCAGAGGACCUUCCUGUCGGCCCCGCCCCCUAACCAAUCACAAUACAGCCCACAGAAUGCCCCUCCCCCUCCUCCUCCUCCACCUCCGGUACCCCCAAGCUCCUCGGCCUAUUUUCCUACACAGUUCAAAGCGGCGGUCUCGACGCCCUUCCCUCCCGGCUCGCAGACCCUGUUGCAGUCGCACCACACGCUCCACUUCCAGAGCAGCUCCGCCCCGCCUCCUCCUCCCCCUCCCCCUCCGCCUCAUCCCCAACCCGGCCCUGCCCUCAUCCAUGUCAAUCACCUGCAGCCCCCUUCAAUCCAGCAGCAUCAGCUGAUCCUGAGCGCCGCCCCUCCCCCGCCACCACCGCCGCCUCCUCAGACGCAGAGUUCUCAACCCGCACCUGUAGGCGGCACCACCACAGUCAACCUGCUGUCCAUCAAACAAGCUCCACCUCCUCCGCCGUCAUUUCAGAACAUCGGUGCAUUCCAGACUACUCUCCUGCAUCAAUCGGGGACGAGCAGCUCUGCGGCGGUAACGCCCUCCGCGUACCAGCAAACCGUGUUACCGCCUCCUCCUCCGCCUCCGCCGCAACCCAACCCGCCCUCUCAGUCCUCGUCCAACUCGAACACCACGCAGGCCCGGGGCCCGCCCCCUUCCUCCACGACUUUUCACAACCCCGGAUACAUGGGGGCGGGGUGGCACUGACUGACUCCCCCUGCUUCGUUCGGCUGCCCGCAAUGAAAAACACGGACUCGUAGUGAGAAAACGGCGGCGUGACGCCGGGACAGAAGUAAUUGUAACAUAGGCAACUAGUAGUGUAAAUAGUUUUUAUGCACCUUCACACCCAGGAGAUGAGAACGAGGACCUCGCGUACUCUCCCCGACCUCAGAGAGACUUCACACAAAACAAGAUGGCGGUGCUCAUUAACACGACCCUAAACCCCUCCCCUCAAUUUUUAUUUCCCUUCUUCUUCCUCUUCUUCUUCUUCCUUGAUACACACUUCCACUUGUCCUGUCCGACUUUUAACGUUUUUACCUUCUCCCUUCUUUUCGCACUUGUACGAUGGACAUUCCACGUCGACCCCCUCCUCUUUGGGAAAAUCUUCACGUCAUUUAUUCGUUUUAUCUAGCGCUUCAUUUAUAGCGGAAAAUGCUUUUUGUAUAGAGGAAAAAAAACGACAGAAUUAUUUUUUUUAAUCCUUCAUGUAACUGAAUUUAAAAAAGAAUAAUAAUAAUAAUAAGAGGAAGAAGAUGAGUAUCUGCAGAAGAGACCUUUCUGUUAGGCCGCUUCACACCGCUCCCGGAGUCUGCACUUCUCUGUGUGUGUGUGUGUGUGCGUGCGCGUUCACGUGUCCGUCACGUCUGUGUGUGUCGAGUGCGCACGAGAGAAAAUGAACUUCCUGUUCACCGUGAGCGGUUUGUUAUUUUUUUAUUUCCACGGUUCUUUUGUAGAAAGUGUAAUUUAAUUGUACAGGCGGUUCGUUUGCCUCCGGCGUUCUUUCCGCACACGGACGGAUGUAAAUAUCAGCUUUUUUGUUUCCUUUUCUUUUUUUUUCCCGAUGCUUGUACACUUCGCUCCCAUUCUUUCUGGAAUCUGGUUGUAAAUACGAGCGUAAACUUCGCAUAAAAAAGGAAAAAAAAAGAAAAAAAAUGGAAAGCUGAAUGUUUCUGUGAACGUAGCACUAUUUUUAUUCCGUCUCCAGGAUUAUUUGGAUUUGUCCCUUUCUUUCUUUUUUUUUUUUUUUUUUUAUUGUGUGUGUGCGUGAGUGUGUGUGUGUGUGCGCGCGAGUGUGUGUGUGUGUGUGUGUGUGUGUGUGUGUGUGAAGAGCAGAUGCUCACAGACACAACACUGGUUGGAUACUUUCAUGGUUCAUUAUAAUAAAUCACUGUAAUGACAGUUUUAUACCA